Molecule: messenger RNA, 3755 nt
Organism: Xyrichtys novacula (pearly razorfish)
Lineage: Eukaryota; Metazoa; Chordata; Actinopteri; Labriformes; Labridae
Source: the annotation of a GenBank genome assembly
GUUUCUUUCUGUCAUGCAGCACGGAGGAUUUUACCGUUGCACCACUGAUGUAAUAUUCAGUUCCUGAGUAGUAAGGGUCAUGAGUGGAGUUUGUUAGGUGUGUAGUUAUCGAGGUUAAAUCUUCUCUGAACAAUCACUCUACGAGAUCUAAAUAAUGUUACGAACACUGUGUCGGACGGGCGGGGCCCUUUUGCAGGUAAUUGUCCAAUAUUUUAGUCUUUUUCCCGCUUGUUAGCUCGCGUAACACGCUGACAGUUCCCCCCUCUCGCUGAUGUCAUUCAGACUCAUUGUGUAUGAAUGAGAAAUGUAACUAUAAUACUCAUUAAAUCGGUAUAUUGUUUACAUUUCGUUAUGGAUACAUAUGUCCUCUCUGAGUAAAUUGACUGUAGUUGAUAAUUCAUGUAUUAAAAUCUGUUUAUAACCUCUCACCUCUGUACAGGUGUUUUUACUGCUCACCUGUACAGCUAAACUCUGCACUAAAACAUGUUUGUAACAGAUGAUUUAUACAAUAUUUGUUUAAUGUUAAAGGUAGGAUACAAGCAUAUAAUAAAUGGAACAUACUUUCAUUAAAAAAAAAACAACAACAACUGAAUCAAGCAACUGGAUUUUACUGAUGGCUUUAGUAAAAUUGGAGAGUCCAUUCGCUUUCCAGUGACAGAUAGUGCCACCCAUUGAUAAGGAACUUAAUACAUUUCCCCUGUCUUUGCAGCAAACCCAGCGAGCGGCGCCAAGGUUGUGGGUCACACCGGCUCAGCAGCGAUGGGCUUCCACACUGCCCAUGAACACGGUCGUCCUGUUUGUGCCUCAACAGGAAGCCUGGGUGGUUGAAAGGAUGGGUCGCUUCCAUCGGAUCUUAGAGCCAGUACUGUUACCUGAUUAAUUUCACUAAACUUUCUUUCAAACAACAAAUGAACUCUGUAGCUCACUAACCUUGUGAUUGUCCUAGGGUUUAAACUUCCUCAUACCUUUACUUGACCGGAUUCGCUAUGUGCAAAGUCUAAAGGAGAUUGUUAUUGAUGUCCCAGAGCAGUCUGCUGUAUCUCUAGGUGAGGAAUUAAUAAAGCAUCAGAUUUUUCAUUAAUAGUUGACUGCAUAGCUCAUGUGUUGGAACUUGAAUGAUGCAAGUUUCUUAUUUUUUUUUUCAGAUAAUGUAACUCUUCAGAUUGAUGGAGUGCUUUACUUAAGGAUCCUAGACCCUUUUAAGGUACACCACUAAGCCCUUCUUUUCAAGUUUGAAUGAGGGUCUGCUCUGUUGUGUUGUUUUACUCUCAUCUCAGUGACAUUAGAUCUUUUUCUUGUUUUGACCUCUUCUGUUCGUCUCUAGGCCAGUUAUGGCGUGGAGGAUCCAGAAUAUGCUGUCACACAGUUGGCACAGACCACCAUGCGGUCAGAACUGGGCAAACUCACCUUGGACAAAGUGUUCAGGGUAAUGACAAAGUGCUGCUGGGUUUUUAAAGGUUUGAAAUGAAAGGUGUUGUUGCACUUUCAGGGUUUGACUUUUUGUUUCUGUUAAAGGAAAGGGAGUCUCUGAACUCUAACAUCGUCCACUCCAUCAACCAAGCUUCAGACGAGUGGGGGAUUCGCUGUCUCCGAUAUGAAAUCAAAGAUAUACAUGUCCCACCUCGUGUCAAAGAAUCUAUGCAGAUGCAGGUGAGGCUACAGAAAAUAUAUACAUAUAUAUAUAUAUAUAUAUAUAUAUAUGUACAUAUAUGCGUGUGUUUUCAGGAGGUUUCAAAAUCGUAUUCAUGUUUUGUUCUUGUGCAGAUUUCGUAAGAUUUUCGUUAUCAGAGCAUUACAAAGUCUAGCACUUUAGUAAUUUGACUCUGGGCAAGCUACAAAGAUAUAAUUUUUGAGGAAAACACUCCAACAUACAUUUGAACACCUCUGUGCAGGUGGAAGCCGAGCGGAAGAAGAGGGCGACAGUGCUGGAGUCUGAAGGGACAAGGGAAGCUGCCAUCAACGUUGCAGAGGGUCGUAAACAAGCUCAGAUUCUGGCAUCAGAGGGUCAAAAAGCUGAACAGAUCAAUAAAGCAGCUGGUAGGUGCAUUAAAGACUCAGUUGUUUGAACUUUUGUUUUUAUGCAGCUGCGUUGUGAAGUGUUUUGAUAUGAGGCUGUGGAAGUAAGAAAAAUGGGAAAAGUGAUCCAAACCUAAUUACACUAAUUGCACACCACUUUUGGCGUACAAUGUUUCCUUCAGGUGAGGCCCAAGCAGUCCUGGCUAAAGCAGAGGCAAAGGCCAAGGCUAUCCGCAUGCUGUCUGAGGCGCUGACUGAACAUGUGAGGCCUCUUUUUUUAAUCUACAAUCACAAACUGUAGUUUUUAAGAGUCUUAUUUUGAAAAUUGUACGUCUAUUUUGUGAUUUUCUUGUAUUAUUAUUUGUAUUUCAGAACGGAGAUGCAGCAGCCUCAUUAAGCGUGGCCGAGCAGUACGUGUCUGCUUUCUCCAACCUUGCCAAAGAGUCCAACACCAUCCUUUUGCCCUCUAAUAGUGGCGACAUCAGUGGGAUGGUCACACAGGUAUCUAAAGUUGACAGACCCUGGACACAGUACAUUUGAUGUUUUUCUUGUCUUGUUCCAGGGCAAUAAUGGCUCCCAUCAUGUUUCCCUCUUUGCAGGCUAUGACUAUUUACAACAAAUUGGCAAAGACAAGCCCAAAACCAGUGCCAGAGGUGGUGGAGGAAAAGGGAGAAGAGCAUGAGAACCAGUCAACAUCACCUCAAUAACAGCAACUCAACAAGCGAAUGAACUAAAAGCAGGAAAAUGACACAGAACCAAAAGAAACAGGACGUGUCAGUUAUCUGGGCCCAGAGGCUCAGCAGAGUUCACAUACCGUCUACCCAUGGGCCAGAGGAGAAUUAUAAACUGCUGGAAGGUUUUGCCUGGAAUUUAUUGGAAAAACUCACAUUUUUUAAGAGAGGAUACCUUAUAUCUUCAGUGACUGUUGUUUAUGUUUAGCGUUGCUGGAUUGGGAAAUAACACCAGCCUUUACCCAAAUAAAGGUGGGCUAGCAAAAGGAUUUUUCAGUCAUUGUAGCCAGUGUCAGAAAAUAUAAGCCAUGGGUAUUGUCCAGGAAGUGAUUGAUCUGCUUUUUUUUGCCAGCGUUUAUGUAUUCCUGCAAAAUAUGAAUCCCAGAUUUAAUCCUAGAAUUUGACAGAAAAUUAAACAUGUUUCCCUUUUAAAGUUAUUUUUCCCAAUCCUCGUCCAAAUCACUGCUCUAAGGUUCUCUUGGCUUGUUACUUUCAGCACGGUCAUAAAAACUAGAUCUGGUUAACUACUUACUGAAAACAACUUGUUUACAUUCAUCAGAGGACAUUUUUUAAUAGUCUUGAGCUUAGUGGGACCAGAGACCUUUUGAUGCAGUAAGAGUUCUGGCUUGACUGCCUCAGAUAUGUAGUUUCCUAAAGUGUGGUCUACUCACUUUUUGGCUAAUGUUGGUUUACUAGAUUGAUCUCCCUAAAAGUUCUUUUACCUGAGCAUCUGAAGAAAAAAUGCUCACCACUUUAGUCUUACAGGAUGUGUUUGCGGGGUUUCCUGGUCUUCUGCACAGAGAGAAAAGUUAGUCAUUUUCACUGAUGCCUAAAAAUGUUCAGAGGAUGGUGACAUGAAACUCUCUGGUAAUUCAGAUCAUCUGUUAAAGGCAAACUGACAAUAUGAUUUCCAAAAGUUUGGUUUAGUUACCCACAUAUUUUGGAUUACUGUUUCAGUUCGGCAUUGUAAAAAUACAAUAUAUGAAAAUAAAUAAGUUGUUAAGCAUG